Messenger RNA from Maylandia zebra (zebra mbuna), 1912 nucleotides. It is a transcript of the gene ube2l3b, whose product is annotated as ubiquitin-conjugating enzyme E2L 3b. The record is from RefSeq and is a predicted model, not a curated record. NCBI's taxonomy places the organism in Eukaryota, Metazoa, Chordata, Actinopteri, Cichliformes, Cichlidae.
GAACUACAGCGCAGCGUUACACUUCCAGUAAUGCGGCCUGAAGGCGACACACACUAAAUGCUGCUUUCGUUUUGUGUAGUGGUCGUAGCAUAUUGCGUAAGGUCUGCGUUAACCUACGUUUGUUUCCCCGUGAUUAUCGUUUCCGCCUUUAAACGUACACUGCGCUGAAUGAGGCGGUUACAGGAGGCUGUAUGUUUGAAGUUUACCCGGAGUAACAACGCUGAAAGCACGCGGAGCAGAGCUGGCCUGGAACCGGCUCACUGAUGCAGGAACUUGAUGAGAUUCGCAAGUCUGGAAUGAAAAACUUCAGAAACAUUCAAGUUGAGGAAUCAAACUUACUGGCAUGGCAAGGGCUGAUUGUUCCUGACAACCCUCCUUAUGACAAAGGUGCAUUCAGGAUUGAAAUCAUUUUCCCCACCGAGUACCCUUUCAAGCCUCCCAAGAUCACAUUCAAGACAAAGAUCUACCACCCCAACAUUGAUGAGAAGGGCCAGGUGUGCUUGCCUGUGAUCAGUGCAGAGAACUGGAAGCCUGCCACCAAAACUGACCAAGUAAUUCAGUCCCUCAUCGCGCUGGUGAACGACCCCCAGCCCGAGCAUCCCCUGAGGGCCGACCUAGCAGAAGAAUACUCAAAAGACCGUAAAAAAUUCUUGAAGAACGCAGAAGAAUUUACAAAGAAACACGGAGAAAAGCGGCCAAUGGACUGAUCACGUCACGAGCGCGUAGCCCUCUGUCUGCCUCCCUCCCCAGCCCCCUUCUGUUUCACGUGUCCGACCAAAUACUGAUCUUCCUCUGCCCUCCCCGCUCCGUCCCCCACCAGCAGCUCGCCACCUCCUCGGCCCCCCCCCCCCCCCCCCCCCGUUUCACAUAGCGCUCCUUUAAACGGCCCUGGAGCUGCCCCGCUGAGGCCAGGCAGCGACAGCCAAGCAGGACUCUCUGUGGAUCAGACCGCUUUCUCUCUCUCGUCCUCGUCGCCGUAGAUCUCCAGACCAUUUCUAACUUUCUACUCUUUCUUAAAGUGAAAAAUGGGGAAAAAAGAAAUGCUAAGGGAACAUGUGUUAAUUUUCUUUGGGCUUUUUUGGCUUUUCCUCAGUAGAAACAGCUCCUGUUUUAAAUGGAUCUCACUUAGACAUGAUUGGUCAUAAAUAUUUGAUUCUUUUAUUUUGAAAAGCAGAAGACGAGUGUGUUUGUUUUUGGUUUUGUUGGUUUUCAUUUGGCCCAUCUUGUGUAACAUUUUAAGCUGAAACACAUGAAGUAGUGAAAUGAGAGUUGCCGUAGCUCAGGCCGAUGUUUGGCUGCAGAAAUGCACCGUACUCUGUGGAACAUCUCACAUCUCCUCCCCCAGAGUCUGUAACAGUUGACAAUGUUAGGCCGUACAUGAGUCGAGUUAUUGUAGAAAUGCCAGAGAUGACUUCCGAGUGUUAAAGAUUUUCAAACACUAAAAACAUGCAGCUGAAAACUUCUGCAUCACAGAUGGUUAGCCAUUCACCCGCCCUCCUCAACAGCCAUUGGCUCCCAAACGUCUUUUUUUUGAUUGACACUUGUGUAUAAAAUCUGCAAGAAUGUGUUGGAUUGAUUUGAAUUUCCAUGCAUGUCCCCUUUCCUCCUGCUGGGUGCCCAGUAUAACCAUGUUUAGAACCAGGAACCUGUAGUACACUGAGACAUACUCACAUAGUCCCAGCUGGGAGGGGCCUAACUUAUCAAGCUGGGGGAAGGAGACGCUAAGCUUGAAGCUUGGAUCAGCUCCUGGAGAUCGUCCAAGAAACGGUAACCUAGAAGGCAGCUGGGAGAGGGCUGGCCGUCCAGGGAUGUGCCGGGACAUGGAAAGGGACUGCAGCGGCCAAACGACACCAUGUAACAGCUAUUUGAUCUGCUCCCAAUAUUGUUUCAUAAUAAAGAUGAUGGCUUACCA